UCAGGACCGUUAAUGGACUUCAGAGAGCAUCGAGCGGCGUGUGACGUUCAGAGUUAGCGUUAGCUAAAGUGAAACAUGGAGCGAAAUGUUGGGUCACUGCAGGAGCAGGCCAUGAAGAGAAAGGAGAGGCUGAAAGCAUUGCGAGAUAAACAACUUUAUGGGCAAGAGCAAGAAGACGGGGAGCCAGAGAACAAAAAACCCGCAGUAGAGGAGAUUACAGAAGAAAGGCACAGAGAGCUGAAGCUGAGGAAUUACACCCCCGAGGAUGCAGAGCUGAAGGAGAGGCAGGUGCCCAAAGCAAAACCUGCAUCAGUGGAGGAUAAAGUGAAAGACCAGUUAGAAGCAGCGAAUCCAGAGCCCAUCAUUGAAGAAGUGGAUUUGGCCAACCUUGCCCCAAGAAAACCAGACUGGGAUCUGAAGCGGGAUGUUGCAAAGAAGCUGGAGAAAUUGGAGAGGAGAACGCAGAGAGCGAUCGCUGAGCUCAUCCGGGAUCGUCUGCGAGGCAGCGAGGAGGAGUUGGCUGCAGUGGUCGGAGCAGCAGGAUUGGAGGAGGGAGACUCGGACUGAAACCAAAAUGUGACAAGAGUAAAAAAAAAAAAAAAGUAUUGUUUUCAGUUCCUUCACUUCCCCUUGUGAGUCCUUCCUCGUAUCAACUGUGUACGUAGUGUUUUGAUGUGCGUUGGUAAUGGAAUGUCUAUUUUGCUGUAAUUUUUACAUUUUCAAGUAAAAUAAUGUGAGUUUUUCAAAUGUCUGAUAAUUAUUUUCAGUGGGCAAUAUGGAUUCAUUUCACUAUCCUGCCAUAUGUGUUCAAAUAUUGUCCUAUAUGAAAAAUACCUUCACACUUAUUGGAAAAUCAUAUAAAAGCAUUUUAUAAAAUUUAUAUUUAAAAUAAA
Gasterosteus aculeatus aculeatus (three-spined stickleback) is the source of this 893-nucleotide messenger RNA. It is a transcript of the gene ccdc12, whose product is annotated as coiled-coil domain containing 12. Gene Ontology annotation, cellular component: post-mRNA release spliceosomal complex; U2-type spliceosomal complex. The record is from RefSeq and is a predicted model, not a curated record. Lineage: Eukaryota; Metazoa; Chordata; Actinopteri; Perciformes; Gasterosteidae.